Molecule: messenger RNA, 696 nt
Organism: Brassica napus (rape)
Lineage: Eukaryota; Viridiplantae; Streptophyta; Magnoliopsida; Brassicales; Brassicaceae
Exons: 1
Coding region: 1-696 (231 amino acids)
Molecular function (GO): RNA-DNA hybrid ribonuclease activity; nucleic acid binding
Source: RefSeq, a predicted model, not a curated record
AUGCCUCUGAACGAUUUUGACCUGGAAUGGAAAAGGCUACUCCGAACAGUAGUCCUCCCUCCUAUUGGUCUCGGAAAUGCCAUUCUAGCUCCCUGGAUCAUCUGGGCCAUAUGGAAAGCAAGAAACCAAAAAUUAUUUCAAAACAGAACUUUCUCUGCUCAAGAAACAGUAACCAAAGCAAUCUGUGAUGCUAAAGAGUGGGCGACAGCCCAAGUACCAGUCAAGAUUUGUGAGCAGAGGAGGAAGAUCCAACCCAACAGAUCGACAACUGAGAUUACCUGUAAAUCAGAUGCAGCGUGGAGGAAAGAUCAACAGGCCGCGGGUCUUGCUUGGAGUUUCUACCGUAACCAAAAGGAGCGCUUUAGCUCCCACAAUCAACCAGUAGCGUUUGUGAAUUCGUCCCUCAUGGCAGAAGGACUAGCACUGCGCGCAGCAAUGGAACAAGCCGUUGCCCUUCAGAUGAGACGGGUGGUCUUUGAAUCUGACUCUCUGCAAUUGGUGACGGCAAUUGCAGAUGGAUCAAGCUUCUCUGAUCUUCACGGCAUCCUCUCUGAUAUCUAUCUCCUUUCAAUUUCCUUUGAUUUUGUAUCGUUUAGUUUUUGUCGCCGAGAGACACUCUGUUUUGAGGAUUCUGCUGCAAAAAACUCUCUAUCAAACUUUGUUCUGACCCAGACCAUUGAACCGGUCUUGGUUUAG